Molecule: messenger RNA, 2230 nt
Organism: Austrofundulus limnaeus
Lineage: Eukaryota; Metazoa; Chordata; Actinopteri; Cyprinodontiformes; Rivulidae
Gene: ptpn2a
Product: protein tyrosine phosphatase non-receptor type 2a
Exons: 9
Coding region: 130-1368 (412 amino acids)
Biological process (GO): negative regulation of ERK1 and ERK2 cascade; peptidyl-tyrosine dephosphorylation; negative regulation of receptor signaling pathway via JAK-STAT
Cellular component (GO): cytoplasm; nucleus
Molecular function (GO): non-membrane spanning protein tyrosine phosphatase activity; protein kinase binding
Source: RefSeq, a predicted model, not a curated record
UUGGCAGGGAUUCAUCAGGUUACGCACAGCGCUGUUUAGAUGGCUCGCAGAAGGCAGUAAGUUGGGGRACGGUGCUGCAGACACUCUGAAGUCAUUCAGCAGACUUCUCUCGUCAACAUUUAAAACAGAAUGGAGCAACAAUUUGAGGACAUCGACUCGUCUGGCAAAUGGCAGAACCUUUACAACGAAAUCCGCACCCAGGCUGUUGAGCGUCCGUACGAAGUCGCAAAACUUCCAGUGAACAGAACUCUGAACCGUUACAGAGACGUCAGCCCAUAUGAUCACAGUCGAGUAAAACUAGAAAACUCAGAAAACGACUACAUCAAUGCAAGUUUAGUCUCAGUGACAGAAGCUGGAAGAGCUUACAUUCUUUCUCAGGGCCCUUUGAGGAACACGUGUGGUCAUUUCUGGCUGAUGAUUUGGGAGCAACGUUCCAAAGCCGUUAUAAUGCUAAACAGAGUGAUAGAAAAAGGAUCUGAAAAGUGUGCACAGUACUGGCCCACCUCAGAGGAGCUCCAGAUGUCGUUCACAGACACAGGCUUUGUUGUGAGACUGCUGUCAGAGGAGGACCAGUCCCAGUACACCAUCAGACUGUUAGAGCUCGAGAACACAAAGACAGGAGAGUCGAGAAAGAUCUACCACUUUCACUACACCACGUGGCCUGACUUUGGCGUGCCUGAAUCUCCUGCCUCCUUCCUCAAAUUCCUCUUCAAGGUCCGGGAGUCUGGCUCGCUGGGCCCGGAACACGGGCCCUCGGUGGUGCACUGCAGCGCUGGAAUCGGACGUUCGGGGACCUUCGCCUUGGUGGACACCUGUUUGGUCUUGAUGGACAAGAGGAAGAGCCCGUCAUCAGUGGACGUGCAGAAGGUGCUAUUAGGCAUGAGAGAAUAUCGCAUGGGCCUGAUCCAGACCUCGGACCAGCUGCGCUUUUCUUACAUGGCCAUCAUGGAGGGAGCCAAGCUCAUCCUGACAGACAACUCAGAACCACAGAACACGUUUAUAGGCCUGUCCAGAGAUGUCUCUGAGCCAGAUUUGCCCCCUCCACCACCCCCACCCAGACCUCAUCUAAAUGACAGCAGACCCAAUGGACCAUGCCUGGAGCCACAGGCAGUCACAGGAGACCACCACUCAACCAAAGAGACAGACAGUCAGGACCACCUUGGGAAGGAAAACUCUGUGCGUGUGAGGAAAAGACACCGUGAGGAGAGAAAUGCCAUCACCACACAGAAGGUCCAGCAAAUAAAACAAAAACUGAGUGACUCAGAGAAGAAGCAAGAGAAGUGGCGGUACUGGAGGCCCAUUUUGCUAAACGUCGGUGCUGGAGCAGUCCUGGUCGUCGGCCUGUUGUGCUGGAUGUACGUUCAUUAACGCACUCUGGCUCCCUAAAAACUGACUCCCAAUUUUGCACCGGCACCUGGGAUUAGGUACUUCCUCUCUUAGUAGACGUAGAUGGUAAAAUGUGCAUAACUGUGGAUAUUUAUUACUUAAGGUCAAAAUGCAGGAGUGCUAGAUCAAAUGAGUGUGUGUAUAUUUUUCUGUAAGAUCUUAAAAAUAGUAACAUCUCAGGAUCCUGGUGCCAGCACGAUGAUUUUCCCCUCUUUCUUUACACUGUUGAUGAAUGUACUGUGUCACAGUAAAUAAUGCUUUGAAAGAAAUGACUAAAGGUAGAGUACAAAGAAAACAAUUCCUGACAGAUUUAUUUUUGCAUUCUUUAUUUGUAAUUGUCAAAUGUGUGUUUCUCAUUUAUGGAUACAUUUUACAUUUCAAYGUUACUUAGAAUGAUGUCCAUCCUACGUUUAAAAAAAAUGUAGGAAAACUCCAGAGCCAAGCGGCCAACUACGAGAUUUUUUUUGUUUUAAUCUAAGGAAUGCAUGCUUUUACUGGUUCUCCAGAUCACCAACAGUUCUUCCAUUCAUACUCAGUAGGGCAUUUUAGUGUUCUUUUUACGUUUUCUCUUUUAUUAACUCUGAAGAUGAGUUCUGGUUGUCACUGAAAUUAUACAAACUGCCGAGUUCCUUGCCGAUUAGUGCAUGUGUUGCCCACUGGAUGGGUUCAUGUUUUUCCUGCUGUUGUUUUGUUGUUGAGGAAACCAAAGCAAAGCUGUUUGUUUUAGGAAGAUAACAAGAACAUGUUGUUAAUGACAAAGCCUUGUAUACUCCCAUUAAGUGGAAUGUAUUUUCUCUUGAAUAACUCACGUGUUACUAAAUGAAACUACUCUUGGUACCUUUGA